Molecule: messenger RNA, 2129 nt
Organism: Amblyraja radiata (thorny skate)
Lineage: Eukaryota; Metazoa; Chordata; Chondrichthyes; Rajiformes; Rajidae
Product: annexin A7
Exons: 13
Coding region: 191-1969 (592 amino acids)
Cellular component (GO): plasma membrane; vesicle membrane; nucleus
Molecular function (GO): calcium ion binding; phosphatidylserine binding; calcium-dependent phospholipid binding
Source: RefSeq, a predicted model, not a curated record
ACUAGUUCUGCGCCAGUUGUGGGCUGGUUCUCUGCGCCGAUGCUGCUCCGCCUGUGUUGCGCCGGGGGGGCGGGCACUCGCUCGGGAGACGGAAGUGGUGGGACUGAGAGGAGCGGAUCGGGCGGCGCCGGAUAGCAGAAGCUGCAGAAUAUUCACUGAACGUCUUUGGAUUUUUGUCUAACCAAUCAGAAUGUCGUACCCUGGCUACCCCUCGACCGGCUACCCAGCCUAUCCUCAAACAGACGGACAGCCUGCGUAUCCCCAAGCUGGUGGGCAGUACCCAUACCCUGGUGCUCCUGGCGGGGCCUAUCCUGGUAGUGCUGGUGGUGUGGCCUACCCUCAAGGGCCUGGCGGGGCCUACCCAGCGGCAGGUGGUGCGGCCUACCCUCAAGGGCCUGGUGGGGCCUACCCAGCGGCAGGCGGUGUGGCCUAUCCUGGCGCGGCAGGCGGGGCCUACCCAGCAGCUGGUGGUGCGGCCUAUCCUGGCGCGGCAGGCGGGGCCUACCCAGCGGCUGGUGGUGCGGCCUACCCAGCAGGGACCGGAGGGAGCUACCCCCAUGCACCGGGAGGGAACUACCCUCAAGUCCCUGGUGGGGGUUACCCACAGGCUCCAGCAGCGGGGUACCAACAGCCACAAGCUGGAGGGUACCCACAGGCCCCAGCGGGGGGGUACCAACAGCCACAAGCUGGAGGGUACCCGCAGGCUCAAGGCUGGCCCGGACAGGGGGCCCCGGGCACCUACCCAGCUGCACCUUCGGGGGGAUACCCCACACCCCCAGGUAACCAGCCAGCAUACGGCGCUGGUGGGACUGGAUACCCCACAUAUCCUGCAGGUCAAGGCGGUACUGCGCCGGCCCCAGCCCCGGGCGGUGUUCCUGGCUACGGGACUCCUGGUUACGGUGGACCCCCUCAGCCGCCUGGCCAAAGCUACGGUGGUGGAGUCCCGACCUCAGGUGGAUAUGGAUCUGGACCAGCUUCCCAGCCUUCAAUGCCCAAUAUCGGAGGCCUGUCCCUUGGAGGGGGGAUGCAGGGCACUAUCAAGCCUGUUGGUAACUUCAACGCCCAGAGUGAUGCGGAAAUCCUGCGGCAGGCCAUGAAGGGGGCUGGGACCAACGAGCAGGCGAUAAUUGACGUAGUCGCCAACCGUUCCAACGACCAGAGACAGAAGAUUAAGUUGGCAUUCAAGACCCUGUAUGGCAAGGAUUUGAUCAAAGACCUGAAGUCCGAGCUCACUGGGAACAUGGAGGAGAUCAUCAUCGCCCUGUUCAAGCCGACCACCUUCUACGAUGCUUGGAGUCUCAGGAAGGCGAUGGAGGGAGCCGGGACACAAGACCGGGUGCUGAUUGAGAUCCUCUGCACCAGGAACAACCAGCAGAUCCGCGACAUUGUGACCUGUUACAAGGUAGAGCUGGAAAGAGAUCUGGAGAAGGAUUUGCAGAAAGACACCAGCGGACAUUUCAAGAGACUGCUCAUCUCAAUGUCACAGGGUAACCGUGACGAGGCCCAGACGGUGGACAUGCAGAAGGCCGCGGCAGAUGCGCAGCGGCUGUUCAAUGCCGGGGAGGGCAAGCUGGGCACGGACGAGUCCACCUUCAAUAUGAUCCUGGCCACACGCAGCUUCCCGCAGCUGCAGGCCACCGUCCAUGAGUACGGGAAAAUGGCCAAACGUGAGCUGCUCAAGGCCAUCGACCGGGAGUUCUCAGGGGACGUCCGUGAUGGGAUGCACGCCAUCGUGCAGUGUGUGGCGAACCGACCCACAUUCUUUGCUGAGAAGCUGUACAAAGCGAUGAAGGGAGCAGGUACCAGCGACUCCACGCUCAUCCGGGUCAUUGUCACCCGCAGUGAGAUCGACCUUGUUCAGAUCAAGCAGGCGUUUUGGGAGAAGUACCAGAAGACCCUGCGUGUGAUGGUGGAGAGCGACACCAGUGGUGACUACAAGCGCAUGCUGCUGUCCAUCAUCGGCAACUAGCCCUCUCUCCCUCCCCCCCCGCUCCACCUCCCUGUGGCUGCCUGCUCUCCCUACAAUCCGUUACCUGAACGACAACCAGACGAUAUUCCUUUUUGCCAUUGUAUGCUUCAAUAGAUCGAUACUGGGGUCAAACCAGAGCCACACAAGGGGGAAGGGGUCC